Quercus robur (English oak) is the source of this 903-nucleotide messenger RNA. RefSeq lists its product as uncharacterized. The record is from RefSeq and is a predicted model, not a curated record. NCBI's taxonomy places the organism in Eukaryota, Viridiplantae, Streptophyta, Magnoliopsida, Fagales, Fagaceae. The coding region runs from base 1 to 903 and encodes 300 amino acids. The transcript has a single exon.
AUGUUCCUUUUAGACAAUGUCAUUAGUGUCCAAAACAUUACGAAUACAAUCCCUGCCUACGCACCUCCUGCAUUGUCAUUCUCUGCAAAUACUUGGAAAAAUAUGGUUGAUCCUUCACAUAUUGAUAUGCCAUUUGUGUCUACUUGGAGAAAGGGGAUGGAUUUGUGCAAAGGGUUGACUUUUGCCAAUAAAGAGGAGGUGAAGCACGUAUUAACAAUUUGUGCCCUUAAGGAAAACAAACAUUUUACGAUCAUUAGGUCGACGACGAAAAAACUUUGUGCAAAAUGUGUGCAUGAGUCAUGCAAGUGGUAUGUCUGCGCAGUUAUGAAGCCCGAUCUCCACAAACUAUGGAUGGUCACCGAGUAUGUGAGUCCUCACACGUGUAUACCGACUGGGGUGCGAAAUGAUGGUAGAAUGAUAAGUUGUAAUUUUAUUGCAUCAGACAUCCAUAAGAAGUUAUGUGAGGAUCACACUACCCCAGUUAAGCAUCUCAGAUCCAUGAUAGAGACGAAAUAUAGUGGGCAGAAGUCUUCUUACUACAAGGUAUGGGAUGCGAAACAAAAGGCGAUUGCGAAGAUGUUUGGGAAUUGGGAAGAGUCUUACCAAAGGUUGCAAAAAUUGCUAAUGGCAUAUAUUGAUCAGGACCCGACUACCCAAGUGUUCUAUCGUAUCACAUCCACCGAUGAAGAUGACGCCGUAUUGUUGCAUUAUGUGUUUUGGUCUUUCGGUCCAUGCAUAUCAGGAUUCAAAUACUGCAAGCCGGUUAUCAGUAUUGAUGGGACCCAUCUGUAUGGUAAAUAUCAGGGAAAGUUGUUGGUCGCAAUGGCAACUGACGCUAACAACAAGGUAUUCCCUCUCGCGUUUGCUGUUGUGGAUUGUGAGUCAGGGUCCAGUUGGAGGUGA